Sesamum indicum (sesame) is the source of this 1980-nucleotide messenger RNA. Lineage: Eukaryota; Viridiplantae; Streptophyta; Magnoliopsida; Lamiales; Pedaliaceae. The record is from RefSeq and is a predicted model, not a curated record.
AUGGGUACGAGGGAAGUUCCACCGGUUGGGAAAUCCAGUCAAACAAUGGAAACAAAACGAAUAUGUAUUCUCGUUGUGAAUGAUGAUAUCAUAUGCAACAACAUUGUGGCUGAUAUGCUUCAAAACUGCAAUCACCAAGUAUUGCAUGUCGGAGGUGUUAUCAAUGUUUUAAAUGCAAUAUGGGAGAUACGCGACAAGCUUGAUCUUGUUCUAACGAAUGUUCAUAAGUUAGAAUCGGACGAGAUUGAGAUUGUUGAGCAUAUACGAGAAAAGUUAAAUCUGCCUAUAUUAUUUAUGUGUCCGGAAAUGAAUGAUCAAAAGAAGACAGUCUCAAAGGACCGACCAUUUAGUUUUGCAGCAUAUAUUUUACACGGUUCGAGCCAAAAUGUCUUAAGUCUAUGGAAAACUGCAUCUGCAAAGGAGAAAGCCAAAAUGGUGGCUGUCUCUCAGGAAGAAAAUGCUCGAACAACAUCAAUACCUAAUAUCGCGUUCGAAACAAAGAACAUGUUUUCAUCAAUUAACAACGCAGCAUGCUUUGACAAGAAAAGCACGAGUAAAGAACUUAAGCAGAAGAACGAACAGAGGGCGGGUAGCAAAGAUGACCGUUUGAUAGCAAAGAAACCGAGGGUCGUGUGGACGAUUGAAAUGCAUCAAAAAUUCCUUGAGGCUAUUGAAUUUAUAGGACAUGAGAAGGCAGUUCCCAAGAAAAUUGUCGAAGUUAUGGGUAUCCCAGGACUUACCAGAGAGAAUGUUGCAAGUCAUUUACAGAAGUAUCGUGGUAGCCUGAAACGAACUCAACAAACUCCCUUGAGUUCACUUUCUGACAACACUACAUUAAAGGGCUUUGAGGGGUUCUAUAAUCUGCCAUCACCUUCUGCUUCAAGGCUCAACUCGUUGCAAAGGAAUACGACACCUUUGUCCCAAAGUUCAUACACCUCUAUCCACCAAAAAUCUAUUACCGCAUCCAACUCACAAUGUCUGAACACCAGUAACAAGUUCGCCUUUGGCGACACAUCCAGAAGGAAAACUUACAUGACCUAUGUUCCUGAUCUACCUAAUGUAAGAAUAUACGGAGAUCAGAUGAGAAACAUGCUUCUAAAAACAGGCAAGAGUUGUCUAUCUGGUUAUUGUAACCAGUUUAGCAGUAGCAAAUUCGUCGGGUACAGAUUGAAGGCUGAUGGGAACUCUAUUGAAUUUGGUAGUUUUGAAGCUUCGGAAGAUGAUAAAAUUAGUAGCCAAACCUGUGUUUCUACUGCAGGGACGACUUAUGGAGAUGGGUCGACAACUUAUACUCAAUGUGACCUGGUUUCAUGUGAGGAUGCUUUUACAUUGACUGGCAACGUUGCUCUGUUAGGACAACAUAGAGGCACUUCAUUGAAGAGCCAAUCCGUUUUAGGGACUCAUCAACAUGAACAUACAAACACAAGUCAGUGUGUAAGUAUGUCAGAUAGUGAGUCAUCUCGAGAACAACUAGCUUUUCUUUCAACACAUGGUCUAAUGACUGAAAAUCUGGUCCAAAGCCGUUCAAUCCUAGGAAACAUCUCCAGACAACAGAUUGUUGCCCAAGAAUUAGGAAUCUUGGAGACAACAAAUACAGAAAAAUGCAAUAUAUCCCUCUUUGAUCAAGAUACGAAAACGCUUGGUAAUCCAUUGCAAGAUCUAUCUCAAAAUGACUAUUCAUUGCAAAUACCAUCAAUGCCCUUGGCUGUAUUCCCUCGUGAUCAAGAUUUUUCAAUGCUUCCAUUGGAGACGUUGUCUGGGAAUGAUUUACUGGAGAAUUCGAUGCAAUUUUUGGAGGGCAUCUCACAGUCACAACCACCUUAUUCUCCAUCAUCAUCGUUUCCUCAUCAUAUGCUCCAUAGUUUAGAUGAACUGCUUGACCAAGGGGGGAUUGAUAAUGCUCCCAUAGAAGGAAAUGGAAGCACCUCUCCAUUUGACUGCCAAAAUUUUGAUGAUGAACUCUUUAGGCAUGAUGAUUAG